AAUACCUGCUGUGCCACCACUGCUGGUGUCUGACAUCAGCUGUCACUUCUUGGCCUCACUUGUAUACAUAAAAACUUCUAUUUGUCACACCUUCUUGCUAUUCCAGGCAGCGCAAAGGAGCAGACAUGUCUCAUAAAUGGGGAUACGGAUCGAAUAACGGUCCUGACAAAUGGGAAGAAGGUUUCCCACUAGCCAAUGGCCCCAGACAGUCUCCCAUCAACAUCGUCCCUAAGGAAGCCCAGUUUUCCCCUUCUCUAAAACCUCUGAAAAUCAAAUAUGACCCAUCCAACUCUUUGGGCAUUCUCAACAAUGGACACUCCUUCCAGGUUGACUAUUUGGAUGAUGGCGAUUCUUCAACCCUGACUGGGGGUCCUAUUUCUGGAACAUAUCGUCUGAAGCAAUUUCAUUUCCACUGGGGAGGCAGUGAUGAAAGAGGUUCUGAGCACACGAUCAAUGGCAUUAAGUUCCCAUGUGAGCUUCACCUGGUACACUGGAACACCAAAUAUCCCAACUUUGGAGAGGCAGCAAGCCAGCCUGAUGGACUUGCUGUGGUUGGGGUCUUACUCAAGACUGGUGCUGCCAACCCCAGGCUGCAGAAAGUGUUGGAUGCUUUGGAUUCCAUUAAGACAAAGGGAAUGCAGUCAAACUUUCCUAACUUUAACCCAGAAACUCUUCUUCCUGGUUCUCUGGACUAUUGGACAUAUGAUGGCUCUCUGACCACUCCACCUCUUUUGGAGAGUGUCACAUGGAUUGUUCUGAAGGAGCUAAUAAGCGUCAGCCCUGCACAGAUGGCAAAGUUCCGCAGCCUGCUCUUCAGUGGAAAAGGAGAGGAUGAGUGUUGCAUGGUGGACAACUACCGGCCUCCUCAGCCUUUGAAGGGCCGACAAGUCCGUGCCUCCUUCAAAUAAAUGAGGCCUCAUUUAUAUUAAUGUUUCCCAAUGUGCCGUAACACAGUACAGUAUUGUGAGAAAUCAUCAAGAUUAUCCAGUUUCACUUAAUUGGUACGAAAAAUUUGUUUUUAUUACAAACAAUGUAGUAUGCCUGCAACAUAUAGUGAAAAAUAAAAUAACUAAAUACUCUUAUGUUUAGAUGGUAAUUAACCUGUUAUGCUAUUUUUGUAAUAUUUUGUUUGCUGGUGUGCAUUUUUUUUUUCUUAUGUAAAACUUGUGCCUUGGCUUAAUAAAGAAUGGGAAACAUUGA
This is a messenger RNA of Syngnathus typhle (broad-nosed pipefish), 1200 nucleotides long. RefSeq names its product carbonic anhydrase (gene cahz). Gene Ontology annotation, biological process: carbon dioxide transport. NCBI's taxonomy places the organism in Eukaryota, Metazoa, Chordata, Actinopteri, Syngnathiformes, Syngnathidae. Bases 126 to 908 code for a protein of 260 amino acids. The record is from RefSeq and is a predicted model, not a curated record. Gene Ontology annotation, molecular function: zinc ion binding; carbonate dehydratase activity. The transcript has 7 exons. Gene Ontology annotation, cellular component: cytoplasm.